GUGUGUUUGUGUUGCUACACUAUUUGACAGCUCGACUGUUCUGUUCCUGCGCAUUGCCAUUACAGACCAUCCGACACCGUCGGUGGGAGGGGGCACAGUUUCUCUUGAGUUGACAGCGCAGGAUAUUAUAAAUGUGUGGUUUUAUGUAUCACGCUAAAGAUUCACGAAACGGAGGCCAUGCACCGAUCAACUCAGGUUUGAUCGUAGAAGAUGCUCGGACCUGAAGACUGGUGCUGAAAUUACGAAGACAUGAUGUAGCCAUUGAGCUGGUGAUCUGUAGCUAGUCAGCGUCCAAAGACGGUGUUUCUCGUCUGAUCGAGUUCCAACCUUCGUGAGUCAAGAUUUUCAAGCUUUCAUAAACAUGAGACUUAAGUGAACAGUGAUUAGGGAGAUGACGACUUUCCAGGACGUGAGCUGGCUGGUUCAGGUGGCGCUCUUCUGCGCCUCGCUGCUGGUCGUAUUAGCCUGGCUCAUUCAGUUCUCACUGGCGUUGCUUCGCCCUAGGUGGUGCACGAGGGUCCAGGGCAAGAGGGAGACCCCGUGGCAUCUGCCCUUGAGUCUCACCCACCAGACACUGACGGGCGGCGUGUGGGGUUCCCUCCUGAGGCUGAGGCUGGGGCGAGACGGGGCAGGGAGUGACACUGAAGCGGGCGUCAAAGGUCUUUUGUCCUCGCUUUUUGUGUUCAAGUCGUUCAGGGAGCACUGGCAGAGAGCCUGGGUCCGGGCGCUCAACGAACAGGCCUGCAGGCAAGGGAGCUCCAUUCAAAUCACCUUUGAUGACAGUCUUCAGCUCCCAACUUCUGCAUCCAUUGACCGUGUGACUUGCACUAAUCAAUCAGUACGCAGCAUGGUCCUGCAGUGCAAUUGUUCAGUUGGCACCGUAACAUUCCACGUGACUGUCACUCAGCAGUCACCUGCAGCCGUUUCCAUGGUUACCUACCAGAUCACAAUGAAGCCCAUGCAGGCCCAGUUGCAGGUCUGUCUUGAGGAAGUGGAAGAAGAGGGUCUCCUUGUGUCCUGGAUUUUUUCCAAGCAACCUCAUCUCUCUUUAACCGUAACACCAUGCCAAAGAGUCCAGAAAGAGGGCUCUGAUGUGGAAGUGGACAGUGAAAUGAUUGCGGCACUGGUGGAGGACACACUGUACACAACACACCCUGCCAUGAUCCUCAACCUGAGAGCCUGUGUAUCAAGCCCUGCGUUUCCCAGGGAGAAGCAGAUAGGUGGUCUGAACUCUCCAUCUCAGAGCAGGCGGAUUUUGGUGCACCAACUCAAAGCAACCAAUGUCAAAAAAGGAUGUCAGACUCAUGUAGGAGAACUUUGUUGUGUGCUGAGUCUGGACACUCCUUCCAUUGAAUGGAGAAGCGGAUUCCGUACUCCAUCCCCCAGUCCUGGAGCUGCCCUGCACUGGACUGACGACUUCAAACUGGAAGUAGGACCAGAAACCAAAGAACUCAAAGUAAGACUUGUGGAGAAGAACAGCAAAGGAGAACAGUUUCUGCCUGGUUGUGCUUCCUUACAACUGGAUCUCUCUAAGAGAAUUCCUAAUGGACAUCAUAAACUGUCCAUCGCACCAGGUCAUGGUCUGGCUCCAACUGCAAUUGUAACAUUAGAACUGUUGUAUUUGGAGUCCAGUGAUUUGCGUGCAUGUCAGAAUGCCACUCCUCUGCGAUCCUCGGUCACCCCCUCAAAGAAGGUGGACGUGGAUCGGACCAUCAUGCCCGAUGGCACCAUAGUCACCACAGUAACCACCAUCCAGUCACGACUAAAACUGGACCGCAAACUAGGAGACUCUCCGUCUAGGUCUCCCUCAAAGGUGGAGGUGACUGAAAAGACUCCCACCGUGCUCACAAAUAGCUUGCAGAGCACCAGUGCCAGUCCUACCCCCAGCAAAGGCACCCUCCCUAAUGGGCUGGAUCCCGUAGCAGAAACGGCCAUUCGGCAGCUUACGGAGUCGGCGAGUAAGAUACCCAAGAAGACACCUACUAAACGCAGCACUCUCAUCAUAUCUGGCGUGUCAAAGGUCCCCAUUACUGAAGAUGACUCAGCCUUAUCAGUGGGCUACGCUGCAGCAAUGGACGCAGCCCUACAGGGGGCGCAUUCUCCCAGCGGAGCCCCAAACCACCACGGAGCAUCCGCACAUCAGGAAGCAGACGAGACUACGCCGUCUGACGUGUCCGAGCGACCAUCCGUGGAUGACGUGGAGUCAGAGACGGGAUCAACCGGAGCACUGGAAACACGUAGCCUCAAAGACCACAAAGUGGGAUUCCUCCGCAGUGGCACCAAGCUUCUAUUCCGCAGGAAACACAGGGAGAAAGAACCCAGUUUCAGUCAGUCCCACGAGGACGUCUCAAACCUGGGCAAUGACUCCCCCACAGCCUCCUGCUCCUCCACCAGCCGUAAAAAGUCUGGAAGCUUCUCCCGUCGCCUCAUCAAACGCUUUUCGUUCCGCUCGUCCAAGACAAAGGGCAAAUCCAGCACAGCCAAUGGAGGGUCCAGCACUACAGAUAACUAAAGGAGAAACAGAGAGAAAGGACGAGUAAGAGAGACACGGUGCGGGCACCAGUCAAAUGAGUGUGGAAUCGGCUCCAAAUUUCUCCAGAACUUGUUAUUUAUGUUAUAUACUGAUUGUCCACAACCUGGUGGGGUAACGUAAUACUUCAGACCA
This is a messenger RNA of Sinocyclocheilus grahami, 2665 nucleotides long. It is a transcript of the gene c2cd2l, whose product is annotated as c2cd2 like. Lineage: Eukaryota; Metazoa; Chordata; Actinopteri; Cypriniformes; Cyprinidae. Gene Ontology annotation, biological process: positive regulation of insulin secretion involved in cellular response to glucose stimulus. Gene Ontology annotation, molecular function: phosphatidylinositol transfer activity; phosphatidylinositol binding. The coding region runs from base 392 to 2512 and encodes 706 amino acids. The transcript has 15 exons. Gene Ontology annotation, cellular component: cytoplasmic side of apical plasma membrane. The record is from RefSeq and is a predicted model, not a curated record.